AUGUCAUCAACUAAGCCUAUAGAUACUCCUAGUGCUGUAAAUGCUCGUUUGUCAUCUGUGCUUUCACCACAGUCUGAAGCUGAGAAGGAGUACAUGUUUCAAGUUCCUUAUGCUAGUGCAGUGGGAAGUUUGAUGUAUGCUAUGGUCUGUACGAGGCUUGCUCUUGCUCAUACUAUUAGUGUUGUCAGCAGGUUCAUGGGUCAACCUGGGAAGGAGCAUUGGCAAGCCGUUCAAAGGAUUUUUCAUUACCUUAGAGGUACGUUUGAUGUUGGUCUCGUUUAUGGGAAUUUCACAGAGUGUUUGGUGACUGGUUAUUCUGAUUCUGACUAUGCUGGAGAUGUUGACAAUAGGAGGUCUAUGACUGGCUAUAUGUUCACUCUGGGUGGUUCUAUUGUUAGUUGGAAGGAAACCUUACAGCCUACAAUUACUUUGUCUACUACUGAAGCUGCUAAAGAGGGAAUAUGGCUAAGGGGGUUAGUUGGUGAUCUUGCCAAGGAUCAAGUUCAUCAUGAGAGAACUAAGCACAUAGAUGUAAGAUAUCACUUUUUAAGAGGUGAGCAGAGAGUUAAAGUGAUGAAAAUUGGUACUGCUGAUAAUCCUACUAAUAUGCUCACCAAACCGGACCCACAAGGCAUGAAGGAGAAGUUUGGAUACGUCUGGCAAUAUUGA
Molecule: messenger RNA, 669 nt
Organism: Benincasa hispida (wax gourd)
Lineage: Eukaryota; Viridiplantae; Streptophyta; Magnoliopsida; Cucurbitales; Cucurbitaceae
Source: RefSeq, a predicted model, not a curated record